This is a messenger RNA of Synchiropus splendidus (mandarinfish), 2301 nucleotides long. RefSeq names its product nuclear receptor subfamily 1, group H, member 5 (gene nr1h5). Gene Ontology annotation, biological process: negative regulation of inflammatory response; cell differentiation; bile acid signaling pathway. The transcript is spliced from 11 exons. Lineage: Eukaryota; Metazoa; Chordata; Actinopteri; Syngnathiformes; Callionymidae. The record is from RefSeq and is a predicted model, not a curated record. Gene Ontology annotation, molecular function: zinc ion binding; RNA polymerase II cis-regulatory region sequence-specific DNA binding; nuclear receptor activity. Bases 105 to 1613 code for a protein of 502 amino acids.
AUCAUUGACCUAUAUAAGAUCCUAGUCGAGCGCAUGGCAGGUGAGUGACUAUCAGAGCUGUUGUUUACUCUGCGAGUGUGUCACGCCGGCAGCUCAGAGGGAAGAUGAGACGAAAGGACGAGGUGCCUGUGCGCUCUCGGCCAGAUCCAGUUCUCCCAGCCGCAUCGACUUCUGCCCAGAUGAGAGAGUGGAGCGAGUUUGAGAUGAAUUUUGCAGCCGGCGCUUUUCUCUCCUCCACGGAUGGAUACGACUCCACGGAGCAACUUCCUCUGUACGACAUGCUGCCUGACCCGUUCAGCAACCCAUUCCAGGACCCUGAGCUCCAGCUCCUCCCGUACAGCCCUCAACAGUACAACACUUCCAACUUCUCCGUCUACGGCUCCCCGUCCUCCUCUUCCAACUCCUCCUACUCGCAGCCCUGCUAUCCCCAGUACCAGUACCAUUACCAGGAGAGUCCCUGUGACCCAAAUGUGGAGCCCAGUCUCAUACCAGGGCAAGGAGCGACAGCACUGCCCCUUGGGCGGAGGUCGAGGGUGGGCUUUGGAGGACGGAGUAAAGGUCAAGAGGAGCUGUGUGUGGUGUGUGGAGACAAAGCCUCCGGGUAUCACUACAACGCUCUCACCUGUGAGGGGUGCAAAGGUUUCUUCAGGCGCAGUGUGACCAAGAAGGCUGUGUAUCACUGCAAGAGCGGAGGCGGCUGUGAGAUGGACAUGUACAUGAGGAGGAAGUGCCAAGACUGUCGGCUCAGGAAGUGUCGUGCUGUGGGAAUGCUGGCUGAGUGUCUACUAACGGAGGUGCAGUGUCAGUCCAAGCGGUUGAGGAAAGGCGGUAAAAGCAGAUGCCAGCAGGAUGAGGACACCAGCAGGAGGGUGACCUCGACCAGCAGACAACCUGGGCAGACUCCAUCCAGUCUAACUCAAGAGCAGCAUUUCAUUGUGGAGAGAAUGGUGGAGGCUCAUCGUCUGUGGAGAGCAGAGGACAGCAGCAACAGCAGGCAGCUGUUCGACUGGCCGUGCGAUGAAGACGGGGAGUGUUCGUCUGCGACUGUGUCUCCUCAUUUGUUGCAGUUCGCCAGGACCAUUCCAGGGUUUGAUUUGCUUGACUACGCUGAUCAGAGCUCGCUGCUGUCAGUCUCUUCUCUAGAGCUCAUAUUUCUGCUCUCAGCUGAGCAGUUCUCCAAUAACCCCACGGGUCCCAGUCCAGCCUUGCAGCUGUUCAGUCUGUCUGCAUGGCGGAGGAACAAUGAGUCGAAGGAAAACUUCCACAGUCGAGCAUCCACUAACUCUGGACACAGCGAAGAUCUUCUGGGUCCUGUCAUUAAUUUCUUUCACAGCAUGGGGGCGCUGCGGGUGACAGAAGCAGAAUUCACUCUUCUCACAGCCACCGCUUUACUCUGCUCAGACCGCCUGUCCCUGCUGGCUCCAAGCUGUGUGGAGAAGAUGCAGGAGCUGAUCCUGGACCUGCUGUCGAGGCUAUGCUGGUCCAAGACCGGUGCUGCGCGAGCAGGACCUAAGCGCUUUGGUUGCCUCCUUGGACGACUGACCGAACUGAGGACUCUUCGUCACAACUACCUCCUGCUCAUGAGACAUCGGAACUGUCGCAGCGACUUUUAGGAACUUGAUCAGUACAAACCAUUUCAAGAGUUACAAGCUUGUUUACAUUUCAAAUGUCACAGAGCACAAAAGAAGCACCAUAUUUCAAAAGGUUUUAAUAGAGUACUGGUUUUCCAAAAUGAGGGAAUACUGGUUCAGACAAAAUGUUUGGUGAGCAGAUAAAAUAUACAAUUCAAGCUUAUAGAGGUGUAUUUUUAGCGGGAUAAAAACAGGACUCUGCUGGACUUUUUUAAUAAAUAAAAUGGAUUAAAAAUGAAUUGGGGUCAGGCAGUAAUUCAUCAAGCCGAACACGGAAACUCGUCGGUUAAAAUGUUCUCAAAACAUGUUUUAAAUAACAUUUCAACGUCACCUUUAACUAAUAUAGUUGUCAUUUGAAUAGCUCUAUCUCUCAUAAAUAAAUUAUUUAUCUCUGUUUAAAAAGAGAAUUCAAAUAUAAAGAGUGUCGACCUGAAUGCACUCUCAGGUUGGAGCGCACACGCUCAUUAACACACGAUGCAACACGGUGAAAAUACAUCAGCAACACUUGCAGCAAGUUCAUUAUUAAACUUCACAACGAUACACAGCCUUGCUUUGUCCCUUGUGGGUUGAUUGAAAUACGCAUUAGGGAAAAAAACAAAACAUUAAAUUAAAUUGCGUUCAAUUACACACACCUAUGUACACAAAGAGUGCCACGGAAAAAAGUGUAAAA